Molecule: messenger RNA, 1366 nt
Organism: Phalaenopsis equestris
Lineage: Eukaryota; Viridiplantae; Streptophyta; Magnoliopsida; Asparagales; Orchidaceae
Product: 2-oxoglutarate-dependent dioxygenase DAO-like
Exons: 4
Coding region: 325-1242 (305 amino acids)
Biological process (GO): auxin catabolic process
Molecular function (GO): dioxygenase activity; indole-3-acetaldehyde oxidase activity
Source: RefSeq, a predicted model, not a curated record
ACUUUUGUAUAACUAGAGUGUGUUUCGGAGAGCUUAUUUGCAGCGGUGGCGUUCUGAAAAUGCCACCGUCAUUUUGGAAAUCUUAUUUAUGUAGCUUUUUGUAAAACUCCGUUCCCAUUUUACUAUAAGUGGUACCCACGAUCCGCGUUUCAUAUUGUGGAAAGAUGACUAAUGCCCCUCCUCGCUCCUCAGUCCUAAUUUCGCAAGUGGCGAAUCAAACUCAUCUCCCUCUCCGAUCCAGCACAUCACAACACUCUGUCGCUUGAUCCGCGUCUCCCUUCAUCUUCGGCAAUCGUUCUCACAGAGCAACCCAAGAAAUCGUUCAUGUUGGCGACUACGAUUUCGCUGCCGGUGAUCGACCUCACCGACUUCCCGUCUGAGCUGAACAAACUGGCGGCGGCAAGCACCACGCUGGGCUGCUUCCGGGUCGUCAACCAUGGCAUACCGGCGGCGAUUCUAGCCGAAAUGAAGGCCGUCGUUCGAUCCCUCUUCGACAUUUCGGCCGAUGCUAAGCUUCUUAACGCUGAUGUAAUCCCCGGCAGCGGAUACAUGUCUCCCUCUCCGAAGAACCCUUUCUAUGAAUCGUUCGGUCUCUACGAUGCAGCCUCCUCUUCUGAUGUCCACGCUUUCUGCUCCCUCUUGGAGGCUUCGCCUUUUCAUCGAGAAACAAUAAGUUCAUAUGCUUUAAAACUCCAUGCCUUGAUUGUGGAAAUAGCAUCUAAAGUGGCAGAGAGUUUGGGUUUGGCGGGCUACUCGUUUCAGGACUGGCCUUGUCAGUUAAGGCUAAACAAGUAUAACUUCACCAAUGAAACAGUUGGCUUUCCUGGUGUUCAGAUCCACACAGACUCUGGCUUCCUCACUGUUCUCCAAGAAGAUGAGUCUGUUGGUGGGCUUGAGAUCAUGGAUCGUACCGGAAAUUUUGUGGCUGUUGAUCCUGAACCUGGUACUUUUCUUGUUAAUCUUGGUGAUAUUGGGAAGGUGUGGAGCAAUGGAAGACUUCAUAAUGUAAAGCAUAGGGUGGAAUGCAAGGAAGCACGACCGCGGGUCUCUAUUGCGCUGUUCAUGCUCGCACCAAAAGACGACAGGGUCGAGCCUCAACAAGAACUCAUCGAUUCCGACCACCCACGACUCUAUCAGACCUUCUCCUUCGAGGAGUAUCGAAAACUCAGGCUCAACACCGAGGCAAGAGCUGGUGAAGCUCUCUCCCUUCUUGCCUUUGAUCAAAGGACUGUUAGGGGUUGAUAAAGUACUUAUAUAUGUAUAUAUUCUGGAUGAUGAGUGUAAAGAGAGCUCAUCUACUCUCAGGUAUUAUAUCUAAAUUGUUGUUGGCUACUUAUGUGUUUGGAACCAAAUAUUAUGUUGUAUU